Entamoeba invadens IP1 is the source of this 2817-nucleotide messenger RNA. RefSeq names its product serine-threonine protein kinase, putative. NCBI's taxonomy places the organism in Eukaryota, Evosea, Mastigamoebida, Endamoebidae. Gene Ontology annotation, molecular function: ATP binding; protein kinase activity. Gene Ontology annotation, biological process: protein phosphorylation. The coding region runs from base 1 to 2817 and encodes 938 amino acids. The transcript is spliced from 3 exons. The record is from RefSeq and is a predicted model, not a curated record.
AUGAAAAAAAUCACAUUAGAUCAGUUAGUCAUAACAAUUCAAAAAUUAAACAAGUGCGACAAUGUCUUAAACAUUGAUGUCACAAAUUCACAGCCCGACUUCAUAACGAUAAAGUGCUUAUCACACUCUGCAAUGAACUCGUCAUAUAAUGGUCGAGAAGUGAGAAUUCCAAACGACUCGCCAUACCCCUUAGAACCUUCUCGGACAUACUAUUAUUACUUUUUUGUGUCUGUUACCAAUUUUUGUAAUAUGCAAAUCCAAUUGAAUAUUUCGUCUGCGUCGGGGAGACUCUUAAAGACGUUUUUGACUAUUGAUCAGAACAUUGCAAAUGAUUUAAUCAAAAAUUUGGGAACUCCAAAAGCACUUUAUUUCCCUAUUCAAAGUCAAGGGUAUUUUUCACAUCCCGUUUGUAUGAACUCUUCAGUGUACAAAGUUCUCCACUUCGAAGUUAAUUUUAAUGGAAAUUAUUCGUUACUAUUCGACGCAAGAAAAAUGAAUCGAGUUCAGUAUCUUCAAGAAAUUGUAAUAAGAAAAAACGCUGAUGGUGAAGAUGAACCUCGUUGUGUUGAUAUGUGGACGGGUGAAAGAAUUGGUGUGCUUGCAAGUUCUGAAAAGGAAGGUGUUGUUGUAAAAAUAGAUGGUAAGAACGAGAGCAGAAUUUUCAGUAUAUUCACACAAGACCAAGACUAUGAUGUCGAAAUCGAUCUCUAUGCUAUUUGCCCAGAUAAUUGUGGAUUUGAAGAACAUCGAGGAAGGUGUUUAAUAUCACAGAAAAAAUGUGUGUGUUCACCUGGAUAUGGGGGAGAUGACUGUCACUUGGUGUGUUAUUACAAUCGAAUUUGGCAAGUCAACAACACUGAUUUGUGUUAUUACAAUGCGCCAGGGUGUGAUCAAUACUGUCGUUGUGAAUCAAACUUGAUAUUAAAAAAUCACUUUUGUAUCACACCAGAGUGUUUAUCUGGCGGUACAGCACCAUCAGAUGAAUGUAUAGCAUUUACAGAAGCUUGUCUUGAAAAUUGUCAAUGUUUAGUACGUGGUGGAUUUGUGGGAACUUCCGAGAAGCUGUGUCGUGCAAAGUUGUGUGGAAAUGGGAGAAUAGACAAAUUGUAUGAUUCAAGUGAUAGGUAUAUCAGAACAGAAGAAUGUGACAAUGGAACCAACUGUAAUCAAUACUGUCGCUGUGACAAAGGGUUUUAUACAAACCCUGCAGAUCCCCUGUCUUGCGUGAAAAAACAAAUUUCUCUGGGUGAACUGAUUGGUAUAGUAACGGGAAGUGUAAUGAUGUUUGUGGUCAUUGUGAUAAUAAUUUCAACGACAAUUUUCUAUGUUUCAAGUCACAAAAAAAUUGAUAUCAACACAUUCAAAUUACAACAACCGAUGUAUCAUUUCUACAUUUCAGGCUCUUUAAAACGUGUGCCUUCAAAGAAGUCAAAGUAUUGGAUGGAAUCCUUAGAUUUAGAUUUCGGUACUGAUAACAAUGUAUGUGAAAUUGGAGAGACGCGGUAUCAAGAAAUUCGAGCUAAAAAUUAUAGUAAAAAACACAUGAUGAUCAUUUUUCACACGCCCAACACAAAGAAAUUUGUUUUUCACUUUGAACCGCAGGUGCUACACUUCUCUCCAUAUACAAAAUCCAAAACAACGACAGUGUAUAUGACUCUCUUUUGUACAACUCAGAUACGUGAUAUGAAUAUUCCAUAUACAAUUUGGGUAUCUGACUCGAAGAGUGUUUUGUGUGAAAUCAAAGAACUUUUGAAGAACAAAAGCUUUGAAACGUGGUCUGACGAUGAUGAGAAAAAGAUGUUACUUUUAAAACGUAAAGUUAAGAGUCAUUUGCACUACAAUUUGACUAUAAAAACAGACGCGAUUUCUUCGACUCAACUUGAUUUGGAUGAGUUGGACAUGUCUGAAAAACCGAUAGCAAGAGGUCCCACAAGCGAUGUUUAUAUCGGCGUUUACAGAAGUGUUCCUGUUGCUAUAAAACAAUUUCGUUGGGACGAUUUAACCGAUGAAGAAAUUGAAUCUCUUAAAACGCUUAUUAUUAAUGAAUGCAAAACGAUGAGUAAAUUGAGAAACCCGUUUAUAGCGAAUUACAUGGGAUCUGUUACAUACGUACCACAGGUAUUGAAGGUCAUCCAAUUCUUUGUUUUAGGUUCUUUAACAGAUUACCUCCGAAAGGAAAACGAGUUUUAUAUUCGAUUUCCAUAUAAACUAAAAAUUGCGAUGUUGUAUGACAUUUCUCGAGGAAUGCAAUUUCUUCAUGAGAACCUUAUUAUGCACUUGGACUUAAAACCAAACAAUUUGUUAGUAAAUUCACUGGACUUUAAUAGCGCCUGUUCGAUUAAAAUUGUGGAUUUUGGGACGUCUUUGUUCACCAAAAAAUUGUUAAAAACCGGAAAAAAUAAAGAGUUAUACUCCCCAAUAUAUGAGGCGCCUGAAACAUUUAACGAUAUAUACACUUUUGCUUCUGAUGUGUUUUCUUUUGGAAUAACCGCGUGGGAAAUUUUUUAUCAGGAACAACCAUAUAAAGAGUUUAAAAACAUUUUGGAUAUCGUUAAACAAGUACAAAUGGGAAAGAGACUUGAAAUUGAUGGAAAUAUGCCAAAAUUGUAUCGAAAAGUGGUGAAUGACUGUUGGCAAAAUGACCCAUUUAAUAGACCAAACUUCGAAUGUAUAACAAAAAUGAUAGUCGCUAUGAACGAAGACACAAAUAACUACUGUGAGUUGGAUAAUUGCAAAUUCGACAAGAAAACGGAGGAGUUGAUUAUUACAAGAACCGAAAGAAUGAAACGUAUGCUCCACCUGGAAGACAAAGAGUGA